AUGCUGAACACCGUACGAACGCCACCGGCUACGGCUCGCCCACGCAGUCAUAGUGGAACAAAGCGUUCUCUACCUUUGGACAAGGCAGAUUUCGAAGAACCGUACAAGAAUUCUCUCCCUCGCAUCGAUCCUCCACCACUCGGAACGUCUUCGAUAGAUUCGCCUCCCCCAAGCGACUCAACAAAAGCCCCGCGGAGCUCUGCUAUAUUUCCUUCGUUCCGUAGCGUAUCGGCGUGCAACCGCUGCCGCAAUCGCAAGAACCGAUGCGACCAACGACUUCCACGCUGCCACUUGUGCGAGAAGGCGGGGGUGCAUUGUGUGGGGUUCGAUCCGAUAACAAAACGCGAGGUCCCAAGAAGUUAUGUAUUCUUUCUUGAGUCACGGAUCAUAUACUUGGAAAGACUUCUCAAUGAGAACGGAAUCGAGUUUGCGCCUCCCGCGCCUCAUGAAGGCGAAUUGCGAACGGAUAUGGAAGAGAGCUAUCCGCCGACAGUGGCAUCCAACACUGCCGAGGACACGCUGCUAGAGAAGCGAUCUGGAUCACAAUCACCUGAAGCGGCCAGAAAGCAUGCCAAUAUUAACUAUAAGAACGAAGUCAGCCAGGAUCAGGCAAAAAAAAUAUCGUCGCAUUCCCAAGUUUCACGGGCUCGUACCUCCGACAGAAUAACAGCUCAUAUACAGACGAGAGCGGACUUCGAUAAAGGAAUGGAUAACCUAGUCUCAAAUAUUGUCAUGGUUCCUGUUCAAGGAAUGUCGGAUUCAAGAUAUCUUGGUUCCACGUCUGGUAUUUCUUUUGCUCGAGUGGUAUUCGCGGCCGUACGAAGCUCCGUCCCGUCAAGUACGUCAGAGCGCGGUACGAUGCUCCCAAGCUCGAGAUCCGCUAUGGAACACACUGGAAGUUCGAUGAGGGAUUCCUUUUUCGGGUUGCAGGUUAAGCCAUCCAUCACUCCAGCCCAAUUUCCCGACUCUAAACUUGCCCGACACCUAGUGGACCUUUACUUUGAGUAUGCCAACCCCCAGGCCCCUAUCCUUCACAGGGAAGAGUUCAUGGACCUGCUCCAACGCGUAUAUUCUACGGAGAAGAGAAGCCAACUGCCCCGUGACUUAUAUCUUUUGAAUAUUGUUUGCGCAAUUGGGGCCGGCAUUAUAUUCGGUGUCAAGAAAGAUGCUACACGUCAGCAAACAGAAAAUAAUAGUAGAGAUGAUGGAUCGCCUUCAGAACCCUAUACGAACCUACCAGCUCAAUCUGGUCGCGAAUAUCAACCAGAGGAGUACCAUGCGUCUGCGAUUGUACAUCUCGAAGCUUGUCUCAGCUCUUCGGCCACUGAUGGAUUUGGCGGUGGCCUUGAAGAAUUGCAGGCUGUGUUGUUGCUUGCGAGCUUUGCACUUCUUCGCCCCGUUGCUCCUGGUCUAUGGUAUAUAGUUGGGGUAGCAGUGCGAUUGGCCGUUGACCUCGGCUUACACCAUGAAGAUGGCACCGAGCUAGAUUUUGUCGAUGAAAGUGUAACAUCUUGUCAUGGUUCUAGGCGUGAAAGCUUGAAAAGCUCGAAAGGACAGGGGGUUGAGGGCUCUAUCGAGAGACCAACUGUUCAUGCACGAGAGCGUGGGCGACGCGAAUGGGUUCGGGAUCUUCGUCGUCGGCUAUGGUGGAGCGUAUACUCUUUUGACCGCCUUGUGAGCACUUGUGUUGGUCGCCCGUUUGGAAUUACAGACCAAGUUAUCACAACGGAGUUUCCUUCUCUUCUUGAUGACAAGUAUAUUACAAAAAGUGGAUUUUUGAAUCCUCCUGCUGGAGAAAUCGCCAGUUAUAAGCAUGUUGCACAUCACUAUCUCAAGUUCCGUCUACUACAGUCUGAAAUCCAGCAGGUGCUUCAAUAUCAACACGCACAUCUGGCGAGGAAAUCGAGCAAAUGCCACAAUGAGGCAUUCAUACCAAUGAAACUUCCUUCGCCAUUUUUGCAAAGGUUUGAUUCAUUUCGUCUAUGGCGACGCGAUGUCCAUCGCAGACUAGAUGAUUGGAUUCGAUUUGCACCAACACCCGGGGAAAUCGGAGUACAAUUCUCUGUUGAAUUUUUUGAGCUCAACUACUGGCAAGCUUUAAUGAUACUCUACAGACAAGGUCUAACUGUCCCUGCUGCUCUUGCAGCGGAUCUCACCAAAACUGAGCAUGUCAUGAGUCCAUCGCUCGCGGGUUUUGAGAAUAGUGAGGACGAAGAUGAAAUCUAUAUCAAAGUUGCUGAAGCGGGACAAAAAACGCUACGGUUGUAUCGUCAGCUUCAUCGAGUUCGACUUGUUAACUACACAUAUCUUGCAACACAUCAUCUUUUCAUGGCAGGCGUUUCGUUUUUAUAUGCUAUUUGGCAUUCACCUACUGUCCGGAACCGUCUAACCCUCGAUGAAGUUGAUUUCACCGUACUUGGUGCGGUUUCAGUUUUGGAAGAUCUUAUGGAGAAGUGUCCUCCCGCCGAAGCCUGUCGGGACGCUUUUGAGAGAAUGAGUAAAGCGACGGUUCAGAUGUGCUUAUCAACGACUGGAUUUGGUCCGCAAUCUGGGCCCCUUGGGGAGCUAUCUGAUGCCGGGACAAAAGAAGGUGGCCUAUCGAAUAUCGAAUACCAACAAACCCCCGAUACAUCGACUAAAUCAUCAGAUCCUCGACAGACAAGCUUUGAUCCAAGAGCAAAUCAUGCGUACCACGACGUUAAGCACGAACUGUCCCCGGUACCCAACCAUCUAGCUACUACAUGUGCCGCCGAAUAUAAUGAGCAUCAUAGUCUUCGCCAGCAUUCUUCACAGCCUACACAUAUUCGGCAUUCAACCACGUUUUCCAACACCCAACCGCCUAUAUUCAAAAGCCCACCCUCAAACCAUACUCAUCAGCCGCAUCACCCCUAUACCCCACUUACACCUCAAUCUUCUCAGCACAUAUACAGUGCUCAUCCGCAGACUACCCUCCCCCAUCAACAGAGCCAUAUGUACUCUUUUCCCCCCGACCUUGAUUUCCUUAAUCUCCCCCCACGACUUGAUCACACUAGAUUCUAUUCUGCCAGCGGCGCAGAAAACUGCAGCGACCCGGACCUUGACACCUUCUCAAUUCCCUCACCUUUUGAACAAGGAGGUAUACAAUCCGACGCGGGUGUCGACUUAGGCUUUGGUAUGACAGUUGGUUUGCAAAACGAUUGGAGCCAGGGCUCCGGCUAUGACCUCUUUGGUGGAUUCUUCUUUGGAAAUGGCGUUGGAGGCAGUUAG
Messenger RNA from Ophidiomyces ophidiicola, 3246 nucleotides. RefSeq lists its product as uncharacterized. The coding region runs from base 1 to 3246 and encodes 1081 amino acids. Gene Ontology annotation, molecular function: sequence-specific DNA binding; DNA-binding transcription factor activity, RNA polymerase II-specific; zinc ion binding. The transcript is spliced from 3 exons. NCBI's taxonomy places the organism in Eukaryota, Fungi, Ascomycota, Eurotiomycetes, Onygenales, Onygenaceae. Gene Ontology annotation, biological process: DNA-templated transcription; positive regulation of transcription by RNA polymerase II. The record is from RefSeq and is a predicted model, not a curated record.